UUUGACUACCCCAAUUCCCGAUGCGUCGACUGUCUCUGCAACUAAAGUCCGAACCUCGUGGUCGGAGGCGGGACUUGAUCGUUGACGCCAAUGGCGGGAGCAUCCUCACGCUGCAUAUUCUGUCAAAUUGCCCUGUCUUCCACUUCCACCACUCUUCUCCACUCCGAUGAGAGGGUUGUGGCAUUUGAAGACAUUAAUCCGUCCGCGUUCAGGCAUUACUUGGUUGUUCCUGUGGAGCACAUUUCAACUGUCCAUGAUCUCCAAAGGAGAACUGAAGACUAUUCGCUGGUAAGCCACAUGUUAAAUGUGGGGCAAACUCUAUUACGCAGGGAUGCACCUCAAUGCGAGAAGUACAGGUUUGGCUUUCAUCAGCCUCCAUUGAACUCUGUUAACCAUCUACAUCUACACUGUUUGGCACUUCCUUUCACACCCAGAUGGAAACAUAUGAAAUACUUAUCUUUGGGACGGCUUGGCGGAUUUAUUGAAGCCGAGAAGCUGUUGGAGAAGAUAAAGCCAUUAUCUCUGAUCCCUUCAUAGAUGCAGCUGUUACACUUGUCUUAGCAUGGACUAUUGAACUCAUAAUCUCUUUUUACCAAUGGGGUGAACUUUUCACCAAGGAAUCAAUCAUUUGAGGUGCUUCUGGUUAUAAUACCACCAUGAUCUACAAGUCCUUAUUGUAUUGCUGUUAUAGGGAGAAAGGAAGAUAAAGAGAGUGAAGAAAGAGAAAACGAAGAAGAAUGAAUGAGGAAGAAUAAGAAAGGGGGAGGGAGGGAUUGAGGGAGAAGAGGCUGUGCGCUUCAGAGGGAGAGGAGAAACACAACGGGGAAAAUUCCGAAUUCAAUUCAACUGGAAAAACAAACCCCAGGAUGCAGCUACAAAUGUGUUUAUACCCUAUAGUUAAACACAUAAUUAACAAUAACCCCAACAUAACAUAAAUAUACUGAACUAUAAAGUCUUAUAAAUCUACAUGUAAAAUAUGUAUGCCGAAUAGACGGCCCAAAUAAUGAUGGCAGUCCUCUUCCCAAUGGGCUGAAAUCAUUAAAAGACCUUUUUGAGAAUUAUGUAAAAAUAAAGUUGACUGAUUUGAAAUGCAUGUAAAGACCAUAUAAGGUUAGCAAAAGUAUGUGUGGUAUUAUACCUUCAGUUUGUCA
Messenger RNA from Malania oleifera, 1151 nucleotides. RefSeq names its product bifunctional adenosine 5'-phosphosulfate phosphorylase/adenylylsulfatase HINT4. The transcript has 8 exons. NCBI's taxonomy places the organism in Eukaryota, Viridiplantae, Streptophyta, Magnoliopsida, Santalales, Ximeniaceae. The record is from RefSeq and is a predicted model, not a curated record. Bases 91 to 537 code for a protein of 148 amino acids. Gene Ontology annotation, molecular function: catalytic activity.